Molecule: messenger RNA, 1766 nt
Organism: Ceraceosorus guamensis
Lineage: Eukaryota; Fungi; Basidiomycota; Exobasidiomycetes; Ceraceosorales; Ceraceosoraceae
Product: ATP11-domain-containing protein
Exons: 3
Coding region: 249-1664 (471 amino acids)
Biological process (GO): mitochondrial proton-transporting ATP synthase complex assembly
Cellular component (GO): mitochondrion
Source: RefSeq, a predicted model, not a curated record
CGCGCGCUGUCAGGUCAAGCCAGGCGUCACCUUGUGCGGGAGCUGGAAUCGCGAUCACGUGACCGUCACCACCAGGCGGGUUUUGCUCACGGAUGUCUAGAUGUCGCCGGCGCAAGCGUUUCCUCGCGUGGGCCUUGAAACCCUGGUUCAAGAAAGCCCGGUGAUGAGGAUAUUCCUAUUGCGCUCGCCACGAUCUCCACCAUCUUCCUAUCCGUGACCAGGUUCGUGUUCCACUUUACGGUGCAAGUAUGCUCGGACCCAGUGCGAUCGCUGUUGCGCGGACCGCCGGCGGGCUCAGACAAGCGUCUUCGUCUGUAUUCAACGCCGCAUCCAAGCCGAUUCUCAGGCAAGAAGCAUCCCUCCCGUUUCGGAGGCGCGACUCCACAUCGGCUCUGCGCAGCCUUUCCAGCACGUCGCUUUCCUCUGCUUCGGUCUCUGCUCCUUCACUUUCAGAAGUGUUGGAUGCUUCGCCCCUUGCGUCCAAUUCGAACGGGACCACGCCUGCUCAGAGAGCUAGAGAGGCGAAUUUGAGCCCGCAAGAGAGACGCACUUUGUUGGAACAGAAGAAGGAGAGGAAGCUCAAAGAGUACGAGAGUAGGCUCAAGGUCAAAGCGAUGGAACAGGGGUUAUCACUGGACGAACUCACCGCACAAGCCAGACAAAAGUCAGAGGCCGCAGCAAGAGCACGGGUCGAUGCCGCCAAAGCUGCUGCUGAUUCCUUCGCGGCAUCUCAGCAAGGGCAGGAGAGCGAAUUCACAUCUAGCAAUGGCAACGAGUCUUUGGAGCAGAGAGAUGCUCGAUUGGCGGCAGAGAUCAGAGCUCGAGCGGAGGCUGAAGCGAAGCGGAAAUUGGAGAGUGGAGAUGUUGGCAGCGGACCUGGAGGCAGCGGUGUCAAGCCACUCUCGUCCAUCAUCGCACUGGAGAAGCUGAUAGAAGCGGACCCUGGCAAGAUUGGAGAGCUGUGGACGAGCUAUCACACGCUCAAGAACAAGCUCUCAGCAGUCGUACCUUCGCACAUGUACUCUGCCAUGGUGGAGCGGGGACAGAAGUACAAGCAAUUCGUCCUUCCGCUCCCUCGCAAGAUCAGCGUCUCACCGGAGACGGAUGACGUGCAAGGAGAGUCAGAAAAGCAGGGCUACGAAAUGUACCUCUGCGAGUGGGCCACCUUGCCUCCUCCACCCAAGCCCCCCGUGGCGCAAGGGGCAGCACCAGAAGCUGCAGCCUCUCCUCUGCGUCCAGCUACGGUGCUCUUCACACCACUGGCCGAGUAUCAGCUGCGCCAGGAAUACGCACAGCCAGUGCUAGUGGUCACCUACUACACUGAUCUUUCCUCUUCAAAGGGGGUAGUCCUCAUGCGCGGCGAAGUGACAGAAGCGUCCAAUGCCGAAGCAGCUCCAACAGGUUUCCAGGCCGCAGCAGCGGCAGCGGCGCGAGGAGCGAGCGAGGCAGAGCAAGAGAAGCUGACAGCUCCAUUGCAAAGCGAAGCCAAGCUGAGCCAACAAGAUGCUCAGCUGCUCAUCAUGAGCUUGCAGAGGUUCUACCUGCCUGCUGUAGCCAAUGCAAGCGGUGCACAGGAACGUGAAGAGCUGCUGCAGACUUUCCACAGAGAGCCGGAGAAGUUUGACGUUGAUCGAUUGUGCAAGCUGGCCUUUGCCCUCGUGUAGAUAGACCCUCCUCUGACAGUGCGUCACUCAUCCAUUAGCAUACAAUAGCAUCUAGAUGAGCGGAUUCAACUUGCGCGUCGAUGUCUUCAUCACUCUCUUCUC